Mizuhopecten yessoensis (Yesso scallop) is the source of this 918-nucleotide messenger RNA. Its product is annotated as DNA ligase 1-like. The coding region runs from base 194 to 625 and encodes 143 amino acids. Lineage: Eukaryota; Metazoa; Mollusca; Bivalvia; Pectinida; Pectinidae. The transcript is spliced from 2 exons. The record is from RefSeq and is a predicted model, not a curated record.
CUCGUCCUCACUUCCAUUUUCCGUUAUGUUACCACUACUAUUUUGGUUCAUUUGAGAACCCAUUGACAUGCACUGUUCCAUUUCCCAUAAUGCAUUGCAAAGAGACUUCCUUCCUGUUGAUGCAGCAUAAGUUGAAUGGUGGAAAUUUUCAAACAGUUUGAAUCCAGCCACAUUGAAAGAUCAUACAUAGAACAUGGCUCUUUCGGCAGCUGAAAAGCAGCGCCGAUACAGACAAAGAAGAGAUGCUGAUCCUGAAAGAAAAGAGAAACAUCAGGAAAAAAUGCGAAAGAAAUACAGGGAGGACUUAACAGUGGGGAAACGUAAAAAAGUAGGGGAGCUGACGGAACGCGGGAAAAGAACUCUCCGAAAAAAGUGGAGGAUGGAAAAGAAAAAUCGUAAGAAGAGACAAAAAGAAGUUCAGAACUUGGUCACACCUCCUAAUUCACCAAAUUGUCAACCUGCAGUCACUCCAGCACAGACCAAUUCUUCCUUAAAAAAGAAGCGUUCAGUUGCUAAAUGCUACAGAGACAUGGCAAAGAAGACAGCCGAGAUUCACACACUCAAGAAAAAACUUCAGAUGCAAAAGAAAAGAUUACAAAGAUUUGUACUGUACCAAACCCCGUAAUUCCUCCAUCAGUUUAGUGACACCCUGGUAUCACCAAGCUUUAUAUACAGAUUUUUUCCUCUAGUCAAGUUCUACUGUACCAAACCCCAUACUUCCUCCAUCCGUUUAGUGACACCCUGGUAUCACCAAGCUUUAUAUACAGAUUUGUACCUCUAGUCAAGUUCUGGUAACACCAAGCCAAUAUAUCAGCUUAGGAAUUGUGAACAUAAAAGGAAAAAGAUAAUUUUGAAAAAAAGAUUGCAAAUAAAAUGAUGGACAUAAUAUCAAAGUUUUACUAAAAUCUUUAAUCAUGA